Symbiodinium natans is the source of this 597-nucleotide messenger RNA. NCBI's taxonomy places the organism in Eukaryota, Dinophyceae, Suessiales, Symbiodiniaceae. The record is from the annotation of a GenBank genome assembly.
AUGCCCGAGCAGGACUGCUGCUGUGAGGAGGCGUCAGUCAAGGAAGAAGAGGGCUGCCUGCCGACGGGCAUCACGGGCUUGUCAGCAGAGCCUGUUGUGCUGAGAGGCAACUAUAGCUACACAGUUCAAACAGAAAGAGGAAGGGAGUAUCGCAGAGGGGUAAUCACUUUUUCUUCCCUCAGUCCUGAAACAAAAGAGGAUGUACUGCCGAGCACACUGUCGUCUCAAGGGUUCACUUGGAACAAAGGGACUCAAUGGCAGCGGGCCUGUGACGAGGAGAUGAAAGUACCGAAAGUUGUUUAUCAUCCCACGUACAAGAACGGCUGGGAGACUGAUGACCGUGUUCCCGAACAGGAACACGAUACAAAGUGCCUCGUGUUCAGUUUCAUUCGGCACUGCCCAGCGGGUGAGGGUUUGUAUGUCAAGCAGCCAAAUGAGGGAGAGUGCUUCCAGGAACCAGGGUUGGCUGGCGAAAAGAGUAGAGAAUUGACCCGCUCUGCCGGCUUGUCCUUCAAGUGCCCGGAAGGCUAUCACAGCGGCACGGAACUCGCCACAGACUACUCCCCUAGGUGCAAGUGCCGCACGAAGUGCGCCUAG